Messenger RNA from Zophobas morio, 1208 nucleotides. RefSeq lists its product as uncharacterized. Gene Ontology annotation, molecular function: DNA binding. Gene Ontology annotation, biological process: regulation of transcription by RNA polymerase II. The record is from RefSeq and is a predicted model, not a curated record. The transcript has 3 exons. The coding region runs from base 338 to 1060 and encodes 240 amino acids. Lineage: Eukaryota; Metazoa; Arthropoda; Insecta; Coleoptera; Tenebrionidae. Gene Ontology annotation, cellular component: nucleus; transcription regulator complex.
UGAAAAGUUGAAAAAAAUAGUCUUGAACACAUUUUUUAGGAAACAUUUUCUUUUAUAAUUUAAACUUUUCAUUGGGUACAAACUAGUAAUUUGUGAUUAAAGGCGGCUAAUGCAAAUUUUAGGUCAAAUAACGACCACGUAAAACCGUUUGAGAAUCUCUGUCCUCAUGUACCACGUCGCCUAACCAAUCCGGUUGCUAGAGCGACACGUCGUCGACCUUCGGACGACACAGGACAAAGAUUAGUGUCGUUCGCUACAUUAUCGCGUUGCAGCGAGUCACGUACAGACGGGAAUUGCGCCGACAAACGCAAAAAUUCGGUCAAAACGCUCACAAACCAUGCAACAUAAAAUCUCAGACGACAUCGGCAACAACUUCAACGAAAAACUCGUCGAACUAGUUGGCAGACACAAAAUCCUGUACGACUCGACGGCUGAUGGCUAUUCGAAUUUUCAGUUGCAGGACGAAAUGUGGCGGAAAAUUGCGAACGAGUUAAACGAGGAUGUUGCAGCGUGUAAACUGAAGUGGAAAAAUAUCAGGUCGUGUUACACGCGGUAUUUGCGACAGAUCGCUUCCCAGAACUGCAAGAUCACACGCACUUAUUAUUUGGCCAAACACUUGAGAUUCCUGCUGCCCUUUUGCAAGCCCAACACUAGACAAACGGUUGAGCUAUACUCACAAGAAGAUAUCACUAAUGCGGUAAUACAACAUGAAAAUCAGGAAUUCGACGCACUUGAAGCCAUCACUAAGUGUGAGCCAAACGAUGAAGACGAAGCUAGUGGAAAUAUGGAAUUGGACGCGAAUUCGGACGAAGACAACUUACUAGAGAAACGACUAAUCAACGAAGAAGUACACACAAACAAACGACAAACAUGGGAAACAAAUAGCGUCUACGAAAUAUGUAAAAAGAACAAAGUUUGUGAAAAUACUGAUGAAGCAGAACUAAAUUUCUUCAGAAGUUUAUUGCCUGACAUUCGUAAAAUGAAUGGAAAACAACGAAACCAGUUAAAAAUUGCGGUAUUAAAUGCCAUAGACACUAUUUUGUACAGUGAUGACGCCUAACUAGGAAAAUCGUUUGUUUUUCCGAAAAACUUUUUUUUUUGUAAUACCUACUUAUUUUAGCUUGCACCUGUUGUUUUCCUUUUCACGUGGCUGAUAAUAGAUUAUGUAAAUCGAAUUCUUAAAAUAAACCUUUUUCGAGUUUAGUAAA